ACGUAAAAUUAACUGGACGUAAGUAGUUAUCUUACCAAUGCUUAAGUUUCAUCGUUUAUCAUAAUAUGAGUCUUACUUAUCCUUGUUUGGGGGCCGUGUUGAUGAGGCAUGAUUGAUAACCCAUCCAAACCACAGGGAUUGCUUUAAAUAUCACAAUGGCGGCGUUGUACAUAUGUACGUUGUUGUGAAGCAAACGAUGAUAACUUUGUGUUUUCGCAUCUUUUCGAUAACCUAUAAAUCUCACCACGUUGCAAUCUUUCUACUCGAUUACAUACUCGUAUUCAAAAAAUGGUACAAAGUUAUAAUUAAUGCAUAUAAAAUAUUUAUAAAAGGGUUGCAGUGUCAGUGUCAAUAAUUAUUAGGUGCAAUUAAUUUUGUAUAUCACGUUCAUGUCAAACAUGAAAAAACCACUGUUGAGCAAAGCACAUUUGCAAAACAUUGUAACUCAACCAACUCAUAAACCGGAAACCAAACCACGACAAGAAAUACUGAAAUUGUUGAGAAGUGGGGAGCUUCAAAAUUUAAACGUUCGAGACGAAGAAUUUGGGAUGACUCCGUUACACUUAAUCACCAUUUUGGAUAACGACGAAGGGGCAAGUUUAGCAAGGCACAUUCUUUUCGCUUAUCCUUCCGAAGAUCUCCAAAACUUGAUAAAUAUACCCGAUAAAACCAUGAAAUACACUCCACUGCACCAUGCUGCUUACAAGGCGCGAUGGAAAUUGGUCCCAAUUUUCAUGAAAUAUCCAGGACUUAAUCUAACCCCGAGAGAUAUUCAUGGCAACACGCCCCUUCAUUUGGCAGUUUUUGGACAAUUCAGCAACAACAAUAACUGUCAGUGCGUCCACGAAUUUGUCACCCACGCGGAAAAUAAGGACCUCGUGAAUCGUGCCAACAAUAACUUCCUAACCCCGUUCCAUAUCGCGAUAGCGUGUGAUUUAAGCGAAACUGUGGAAAUGAUCUUGAAGAACGACAACCUUGACAUUUCAAACAUUCCGAAUCGACUCACUCAACAAUCAUAUCUACAUUUUAUAUGUUCGGAAUCAGCAGAACGCCCCGCAUUAAUUAAGACUGCGGAAAUGUUGCUCAACUUGGCGGACGAUGUCCAGCUGCUCACCCUCUUUCAGCAAGAUAUUCACGGCCAGACGCCGUUCCAUUUGGCGGGAAAGAACAGAAUGCCCACAAUUCUCAAACUGCUCACUGAAGUUAAUAGUAUCGACAUGGAUAAGACCGAUAACUGUGAGAGGACUCCGUUCCAUUAUGUCGCCAUGAGUUCUUGGCAUCCUGACGGCCAGAAAUGCCUCACCAUCAUAGCUGACUACAUCCAUGACGAAUAUCCGGACACGUUUUGUCAAAUUUACAUGUGCAAGGAUUCCGCCGGAUACAAUGCUUUGCAAUACAUUUGUAAAUAUUGUCCGAAGGACUCGCUAUUCUCUCACCUCUCUAAAAUCCCCUCCUGGCAGCAAUGGUUGGAGGAUUACGCUUCCAUGGAGUUUCUCUAUAAUGAACUCCCCAUUGUGGUCGAGUUUCUCAUGAACAACGCCUUCUCAUACCACAACACGCGUACCCAUACCAAUGACGAACUUUGCUGUGAUUUCGGGGUGAUUUCUUCCAGAGUAAUUUGGGGGUACGGGAAUAACAUUCAGAAAUCGGCAUAUCUCAAAAACGCAAUUUCUGGAUGGGGGUUUGAAACGAGGAAAAUAAUUCUACUCCAUCCCCUCGUCAGGUACUACAUUUAUGGACGGUAUCGUAAACAACGUGUCAUUAUCGGCCUCAUGACACUUUGGCAGGUUAUCUGGUUAAUCGCUUAUUUUUGGUUUGCCAACAAUUUUUGUACCUCUUCUCACCACGCUACGGUCUUCGACAUCGGGACUUACGUCGUUAUUUCGACCCACACAGUAUUUUCUGUCAUCGAUAUUAUCCGCUCAAGUCGACAACAACGGCACUGUUUCAACCACUUUUUCAUAUUCCCAAAUAUCCUCCAACUCCUGCAAAUCCUGUUGACCUUUGCUGCAGGAAUCUUGGCCUUCACUAAUUUUACGGCAAAUUGUGACAUAACAAGAAAUAUUUUGGCAAUUGGAAUUGUUUUGGUUUCCAUCUUGUGCAUGAGACAUACCAGAAAUAUUCACCAAUCCUUCGGCUUGGCAGUGGACAUAUUGAAACAGGUGCUAAUCCAAGUGGUAAUCGUACUGCUUGGCUGCCUCCCCAUCCUGAUCGGAUUCACGGGAGCGUUCAGAAUUAUUUUUCGGCAGAAAACGACCUCGACCCACGAGUCAAUAACGUCCAUCGACUUAUGCAAUGAGACGUACAACUGCACUUCCUUGGAACGCAUAAUGAGCUCCACGAUUCCACUCUCCUUCCUCAAAAUCCUGGUCAUGAUGACCGGCGAGCUCGAAUUUGACCAAGUCUUUGACCGAACACCAAUCCUGUGGUGGGACAAGCUGCUCUACUUUAUGUUCUGCCUCGUCAUCUCGUUCGCAUUUUUCAACCAACUCACGGGCGUGGCGUUGGAUAAAGUUCGGGAACUCACAGAUCGAGCCGAAGUUAGCACAAUAGUCAACCAGAUUGACAUCAUCUAUAGUCAUCAAUAUUCUUACAAGACACUCAACAGACUUUGGAAACGGAUAUACGGCAAAAAGCCAAAAAAUCAAAAUGGACAACAGUGUUAUAAAAACGGACAGCGUGUUGUGGACGUUAAAACGGUUCACAUGCAACGAAUAACGUCGUCUCAACGGAUCAAAGUAUUUUUCUCGGCGCUCUGUGGAACCCCAGAACUUCCGCACACCGUUUACCAAGAAAUGACCAAACUUGCUUUGCAUCGCUCGCAAGUUGUUCAAAAGUCGUGUGUCUGUGCAGGCGUCGAUUACACCAAAAAACGGCUGCUAGAAACUUGUCUAACCUCAAAUCAAGCAGGCUGGACGGCCAAUAACAUGUUGCCGGAUAAAAAUCUUCACAAAAUUGUUGGGAAUAACUAAAUUUAUUAAGCAGAUAAUUUGCGAAUGCUGGAAAUCCAGAUCACUUUGAAUUUAUUUUUACUCAAUAAUUUAUUUUUAAAUGAUGCAUAUAAUAAGCAAUUAAAUAACGGGUAUAAGAACAUA
Molecule: messenger RNA, 3095 nt
Organism: Folsomia candida
Lineage: Eukaryota; Metazoa; Arthropoda; Collembola; Entomobryomorpha; Isotomidae
Exons: 13
Coding region: 390-2972 (860 amino acids)
Cellular component (GO): cytoplasm
Molecular function (GO): protein binding
Source: RefSeq, a predicted model, not a curated record